Molecule: messenger RNA, 1824 nt
Organism: Neurospora crassa OR74A
Lineage: Eukaryota; Fungi; Ascomycota; Sordariomycetes; Sordariales; Sordariaceae
Exons: 5
Coding region: 1-1365 (454 amino acids)
Biological process (GO): transmembrane transport
Molecular function (GO): transmembrane transporter activity
Source: RefSeq, a predicted model, not a curated record
AUGACUCUUCCAUCAUAUCGCCAUGACAGCAACGAGAAUAAUGACGUCCAUUCCCUUUCAGACAUCACCGAGGAGAUUCACAGGACUGAUCGAACCGUCUCCAACAAGAGCUUUGCCGUCGGUUUCUCCAAAGUGAGCGACAUCUACGGUCGACGAAACCUUCUCGCCAUAGCAUGGGUUUUCUUUGCGGGAUUCUCAGUCUGGAUCGCAGCGCGCGCACUUCAGGGGAUUGGCGGCUCGGGUCUUUAUAGCUUGGCACAGGUUUGUCUCCUUGAACAAGGGCCCAGUAAGCCCGAGAUGGUAGGCGCACUGGUCGGCAUCACUCUUUCCAUCUCAUACGUCCUGGGCCCGUUACUGGGUGGUGGGAUCUCGGCUGGUUGGACCUGGAGAGGUAUCUUCUGGAUCAAUGUCCCUUGCGGCGCGCUCGCCCUCAUAGGUAUUUACUCACUCUGGCCGGACGACUGUCGACGGCAAUACGACGGAUGGACGGGCAUCCGCAAAAUCGACUUUGUUGGCAACUUUCUCCUGAUUCUGGCUUCGAUCCUGCUGGUGUUUGGCAUACAGGAAGCUGGCUCAGUCACAUUCCUCACGGGUCUGGUCUAUAUAUCCCUGGUCAUCAAAAUCCCCGAGCGAUUCCAAGUCAUCUACGGCGACAGCGCGCUUCGAGCCGGCAUCCAUCUCCUCCCGAUGUUGGGGUCGUGUGCUUUCGGAUCUACUCUAGCCGGAAGCAUCUCCAAGAAACGGAACCUCACAAGUCAUACACUUACAUCCGGAAAUUCUCUCCAGGUGAUUGGGUUGGGUCUUGUAUAUCGGUUUUCAAACACGACCGAGCGAGGUGAUAUCCGAUAUAUACUGGGGUUCACGGCCAUAUACGGGUUCGGUGUCGGCUUGUGCUUCGCCGCCUGUACAAUGAUCGCGGCUAUCGAAGCUCGCCAUGGAGAUCUAGCAGCUGCACAAGGCGCCGUUGCGCAGGUGCGAGUACUUGGCGGCUCGCUAGGUCUGAGCAUCUGCACCAUCAUAUUCAACGAUAUAUUACAAACAUCUCUAGGCCCUGCCACGGAGGCUGGUAGAUUUCCUGCAACCGUUCUAGACCAGCUUCAUAGAAGCCCGCUGGCCGUGUUUAUGCUUCCGCCCGAACAGCAAGUUUUGGUCAAGAAAGUGUACUCGGACGCGUUCAGAUAUCAGAUGCUCCUCAUGAUGGCAGUGGUAGCAGUGGCCGUUCUGGCUAGCCUAGGAACAUAUAGGUCAAAACCGCCGGCCGUUGUUGACUCGAUGAUUCACCACAAGGCGUUGGCGACACGACCUAGCGAUACAGAGUUGGAAAGCGCGAGUAGUGUUCGCUCGCUGGUUCGUGGGGUUAGCUGAGAGAUCGGUCUGUCUGUACGGUCUGCCCGGUUUUAUUGUUUCUUCAUUGCUUCUGUUCUGUGGCUCUACUACCCAGAUUUUGAUGCCUGGAGCAUCAUCGGUGAGGAUUUCAGUGAGCAAUGUUCUUCACUACAAUUAGCAUGCGUUCUACACUCCAUACAGUUACUAGAUGGGAUAUUACUGGAUCUUCGCUCAAGUAUGUUGCCGCAAUAAUUCCUAGGCGUUUUCACGGUUUUCAUCAAUCCCGGGGCGUGUUUUCUAGGGGUGUUGGUUGCCCAGUGUGUUUGCUUCAUUCCUUAUGUGUGAGGGCCCAGUUGUCAUUGAAAGUGUAAAAUAUCCAGGUAGUGAGGAGGCCAUGUACCACCGGAACAAAUAACCGAACUGGAGGUAGAAGAAGCCCAUCUUGGGUGGUGCUCAGGUGAAACUGACGAAAGCGGGUAAUCCAGGCUUCACUAUUUG